UCAACAAGAUCAAUUUUCCAUGCAUGAACAAUUUUAAUUUCAUUUCAAACAAACCCCUUUCAUCCUCUCCUUCACAAAAUGCAAAGAAUCCCUCAGAAACAAGCCACCAAAGAGGGGCCGAAGCUUCCUGCAAGAUCAUCCUUAUUUCUGUCUCAGCCUGGAGAUAUCUCGACCGGGUCUCGGAGUCGUGGAGUCAGUAGUUUUGCAGUGUCUUCUCCUAGAGCAAGACCGAUUUGUACGUGUUCAAACCAUCCUGGUUCGACCCGGUGCAGCCGCCAUGGAUACCUGGUGCCGAGGGAGAAGUCGAAGAGUGGAAAUAAAGAGAUCAUAAGGCGAGCUUUGGCGCCAACAAAUCGUAGGUUUAGUCUUAGGUGGUGGAAUUUCCAGCCGAGGCCUAGCAGGCUUUGUAACAUGUCGAUGGCUUAAUUGAAUCACCAGAGAAAAUUGUGUACUUCAAACAGUGUAAAUUAACACGAUUUAAGUCGGUUUUAUGUUUGAAUUUUUGGCCGGUAUGCAUAUUGAUUGAAUUUGGGGUUUGUGAAUAUGUAAUUGAAUUUUAGUUAUAAAUUCUUGAUGCCUCCUUUCUGUCCAAAUGUGUUUCAAAA
Molecule: messenger RNA, 605 nt
Organism: Pistacia vera
Lineage: Eukaryota; Viridiplantae; Streptophyta; Magnoliopsida; Sapindales; Anacardiaceae
Exons: 1
Coding region: 79-426 (115 amino acids)
Source: RefSeq, a predicted model, not a curated record